AUGGCGAAGUGCGUGGCAAUGGGCAUCCAGCUAGACUAUAUCACCCGCGAUGUACAUGCCAAGAUGUCACAGAAAAAGUGGCAAGAACGAAACCCAACGAUCAAUGGACGGUGACAUCUUCGUGAACCCAAACGGCCAAGUAGUCCUGGCCAAUGCCACUCGAAACAACAUAGAUACCCCAUUGCUAUCUGUAAAGACAGUUCACGAAAGCAAAAUUAAACCACCAAAGAGAGUGUAUAAUAUCGUAGAGUGUUCUUAUGACUCUUGAGCUGCAGACUACCGGGCAAGCCUGACAAUGAUGUCCACUUACUUAUCCCGACUUCACCCACCUCAUUUGACGCCAAGAGCAACAAGGUCUCGCGAAUUGUCGCCUAGCUGGUUCUCUCACGCAUUGACGGAAGCCCCUUCACUGCGAACAGCAUCACCGUGAACAACCUGAUCCUCACGCACAGCACCCGCGGG
This is a messenger RNA of Microdochium trichocladiopsis, 462 nucleotides long. RefSeq lists its product as uncharacterized. The record is from RefSeq and is a predicted model, not a curated record. NCBI's taxonomy places the organism in Eukaryota, Fungi, Ascomycota, Sordariomycetes, Xylariales, Microdochiaceae. Bases 50 to 268 code for a protein of 72 amino acids. The transcript has a single exon.